Molecule: messenger RNA, 1203 nt
Organism: Zasmidium cellare ATCC 36951
Lineage: Eukaryota; Fungi; Ascomycota; Dothideomycetes; Mycosphaerellales; Mycosphaerellaceae
Exons: 1
Coding region: 1-1203 (400 amino acids)
Molecular function (GO): protein binding
Source: RefSeq, a predicted model, not a curated record
AUGGCGCGCACACUCACCACUCUCCCCGAAGAGCUGAUCCUGCGCGUCUUCUCUCACCUUCACCGCCUCGACGACUUGUACUCGCUCACACUCACCAACAAGCUCUUCCGCCGCAUCUCACAUGAUGUCUCACCCGCCGACAUUUCACGCCUCGCGCUGAACACGGGAAACUUCCUCCCAGGCCUUCGACCUUACCAGCACACUCUACUGAUUCCGUCUGCGCGUCGCCUGGCAGACUGGGCCAUUCAAAGCAAGGAGAGACGGGACAAGCUCGCCAGUGCCAUGCUCAGCGGGAUCGAUGGACUCGUCGCAAUUGCCAUGGAAGAGGCUCCCAUCACGCUUGACGACAUCCGCAAAACCUGGCGCUGGAAGCAAGCUGUUCUGGACCCGCUCAGUCAAGAGAUGGACGGUAUCUGUGGCCGACCCUCUCAGCCUGACGACUUCCUCACGGUGUGCGAAGAUCCGUCAUUGACGCUUCUGAUGUGGGCCAUCUACGGCGAGCUGUUUCACCACAGUUUCUCGUACCUUUACUCCUGGCACGAUCCCGAUCAUCCAACACCUUUCGACAGUAUCAUGCGGUUCAAGUUCAUGGUGUACUGCAUGCCCGAUGUCAACGCCUUCACUUACAUGGGCCUCGAGCGACCAGCCUGGUUCGAGAGCAUGGCGAAGACCGCUGAUCGCUUUCAGCAGCUUGGCCUCAACCACGCCACACGAGAGUUCCUUCUCCCAUCUCUAUGGGUACAAGCAAUCCGGGAAGUCAUGCCUGGCGUCCUCGAUGACAACGGAGACGAAGGCUGGGGUUUCGAGUACCUCACGAAGGAUCGCCUGUUAGUGACCGCGGUAUCGGGUUCAGGGGUUCAAGCGCUGGACCUUCUUCAAGCAACGCGAUCGACGACUGAAUGCAAAGUCGAACCGCCGCAGCACUUGGUUCGUUGGGUGCACGAGCUCCACCAGAAGAUUGAUCGCCUGCCUCUCGAUGAGAGCGAAACCGGUGAGAUCAGUUGUGGAACGCCAUAUGAUCCUUGGCUGGAGCAGAACUGGGUCACGUUGCCUUGGGAUCAACAGACGACGCUGUGGGAUGCUGGACCGUACUCAUUGAGAGAGAAGGUCUACGAGGAACACGCUCAGAAAGAGGCGUGGGAUGCGACUCGAAGAGCGAUAGGCGAGGAUCCGUUGGCACCGAGCACAGCGAGCAUCGAUUAG